AUGUCAUCUUUUUACCAUUAUACGGAAAGAUGUACUAGGUCUUCACCGAGACAGUUCACGACGCGAUCAAGCUAUGCAACGGAAGCAGAAGAAGAAGAAGAAGACGAAGAAGGAACUGACGUUUACAAGGGAUCACGUCAAAGAUCUAUAAAAGAUAUCCUAGAUGAAGACGAAGACGGACAUCAUGGCGAUGUUUCUGCUUUAGAGAACUAUUAUCCUUUGUUGAAUGAAACUGAAUACAACGACCCGUUUAUAGAUGAGUUUGGGCGUCCUAUCACACUGACUCCUCCACCCAUUGCUAUGCCGCCUUAUGAUGCCAGUUACAGUGAUGAAUUCCUUGCCAUCGUUCGACAGUGCGUGAACAAAGCAAAGAGCAGCAUGCCGUCGACUUUGUUCCCUACUGCUAGCAACAAUAACAACAACAACCGUCAUGAUAGGCAACAACACCUGUCUACAGAGAAGGAUGGAUUGGUGGCUGACUUGCUCGAAGGCCUUCCUCAUCGAAUGACUGUUCCGGCCAAAAACAGCAUCGGUUCUCGUCUGACCCAUAAUAGAUUCACGCAGAAAGACAAAGGCAAGCAGAAAAUGGUUGGACAACAACAGGAUCAGAAAAAGUCGUCCUCCUUCAAUUCGUGGAUAGAUUUUGAUGCUUUCGACACACCCAAAGGCACUUCAAGUCACAAGAUGAGACUGUCGCCGCCCAUGCCACCACAGACCCCUUCCUACGUGAAAAAACAGACAAAGAAUAGGUUAGAAGACGAUCCCCAUGGCUUAUUCGACAACUACAGACAGUAUCCACUGGUAGACGAUAGGACAACCACUAUAGAGCAAGGCAGACGCGCUUUAGCUCCACACACUUCCUGCUUCACCCGCCAGCAAGCAGAUAUAGACCCAUUGCUUCUUCCGGAAGAGGAGGAGGAUGAGUUUUUCGUUUUAGAUAAAGUACCUACGCAUAUGAAUGAUCUGCAUUAUGUAUCGAAUGGAAAAUUUAAAACCAAGCAAAAUGCCAAAAACAGGGAAAAGGAACUUAUGAAUGCUAUUGACACCAAAUUUCACUGUGAACAAGAAAAGGCUCAUCAUCCUUUCAUCUUGCAAGAACAACAGUCCUUGGAAGAGGAAGAAGAAUUUCCCAUGGAUGACUCAAAGGAUUUUUCGUCCUGGCUAUGCUUCGAUAACGACGAUGAAUAUGCUAGCUUCAAGAAUUUUAUUGAUCAAACAUACGGCAACGGUCAUCAUGCCAAGCACCCAAACGAAGCACAGCAGGUUCUAAAUGAGGAUGACGACAAUGUUGACACAGUGUCUCUAACUGGCAGUGAUCUUCCUCAAAAGUCGUUCCGUUACGGUAACAGUAGCAGCACUAAGAAGAAAGUAGGAUUCUCAAAUACAAAUGACAGCCUGCUACCUGUACCAUUCAUGGAGCCUUCUGCCAAACAGAAUAAUGAGAGAAAGGAUGCUGACACAGCUGAACAAAGUUGCGAAAAGACAAGUAAUGCUGAGCAGCAAGAUCUCUCCACUUCUAUGCAACAGCAACAGCAAAUAGAGUUAUCCUAUAGCGGCUUCAAAAGCAAAAUCUUAAGGUCAAGUACACCCAAAAGGACGACAGUAGGACAUGCUAUUUUCAAUAGUAACUCGCUCUUAAGGAAACAUGCGCAGCAGCAAGAACAGCAGCAACUUGUUUUCAAAGGCUUAUUUGAAGACGAGGAUGGCCAAGAUGAUUCAUUUGAGGAGAAAGAAAACAUGGCUAGUAAUACACCAAAGAAUGUCGAAACAACAAGUGGUAGCGCUAACAUGCAGAGGUAUCUUUUUCACUCUACAGCCAGCAUGGGCCGAGAGCAAGUCAACAGCAGCAGAAGACCCCUCUUCAAUUUGACCAAGUAG
Mycotypha africana is the source of this 1878-nucleotide messenger RNA. RefSeq lists its product as uncharacterized. The transcript is spliced from 2 exons. The record is from RefSeq and is a predicted model, not a curated record. Lineage: Eukaryota; Fungi; Mucoromycota; Mucoromycetes; Mucorales; Mycotyphaceae. Bases 1 to 1878 code for a protein of 625 amino acids.